GGCCCCGCGGCCCGGCCCGGCCCGCACCAUGGCCAAGCACCACCGCACGCCGGCGCGCUCCGCCGAGCCCGUCAUCGAGGUCAAGAGCAAGUUCGACGCUGAAUUUCGCCGCUUUGCCAUGAAGCGCUCCGGCGCCGGCAGCUUCCAGGACUUCUACCAGCUGCUGCAGACAGUGCACCAGAUCCCGCGGGUGGACGUGCUCCUGGGCUACACAGACAUCCACGGCGACCUCCUGCCCAUCAACAACGACGACAACUACCACAAAGCCCUGUCCUCUGCCAACCCCCUCCUCAGGGUCAUCAUCCAGAAGAAGGCAGAGUCUGACGCCAGCGUCUUCGCCUCCAACUCCCUGCAGCGGAAGAAGAAAGGGCUGCUGCGCCCAGCACACUACCGGGCCAAGCCUCACCUCCUGAUUGGGAUGCCCCAGGACUUCCGCCAGAUCUCCUCCAUCAUCGACGUGGACAUCCUGCCCGAGACGCACCGGCGUGUGCGGCUCCACAAGCACGGCUCCGACAAACCGCUGGGCUUCUACAUCCGCGACGGCGUCAGCGUGCGCGUGGCCCCGCAGGGCGUCGAGAAGGUGCCCGGCAUCUUCAUCUCCCGCCUGGUGAAGGGCGGCUUGGCCGAGAGCACGGGGCUGCUGGCGGUCAGCGACGAGAUCCUGGAGGUGAACGGCAUCGACGUGGCCGGCAAGUCCCUGGACCAAGUGACGGACAUGAUGGUGGCCAACAGCCACAACCUGAUCAUCACCGUCAAGCCGGCCAACCAGCGCAACAACGUCAUCCGCAGCAGCAAGGCCUCGGGCAGCUCCGGCGUGUCCACGGACAGCACCCCCAGCCAGCAGACCCCCAGCCCGGCCUCGCAGUACCUGAGCAACUACAGCACGGCCGAGAGCGACGAGGAGGGCGACCUGGUCAUCGAGAGCGACAGCGCCUCCCACUACAUCCCCGGGGGCUGCCCCAACGGGGGCCCCGCCGACGGAGCCCUCCGGCGGAGCCUGUCCCCGCACAGCUCGCGAGGCUCCCUGCAGUCCCUGGGCAGCCACGACGGCAGCCCUGGCAGGGGCAGCGCACGGGAGGAUGGCACCCUCCUCACCCUAUAGCCGCAGGGGCCCGUGCCUCUCGGAGGCCACCCGGGUUUCCGCUGAUCCGGGCUGGAUGUGGACACCAGGGUGAUGAUGUGGCCAGCGGGCAGGGGUGGAGAGGGGCUGCCCACUGCCUCCUCCCACCCCCUGUGACCCCGGGAGCCCCACUGUGGGACCCACUCAAGCUGGGCACUGCCCCUCUGAGCGCCCUUGCCUCCUCUUCCAAGCAAGCGGGGGUUUUUAAUUGUUUUAUUGAAAUAUGCAUCAUUAAUAUAUUGCAAUGGACAGUAAAACUUUUUCUAGAAAGCA
Molecule: messenger RNA, 1393 nt
Organism: Serinus canaria (Common canary)
Lineage: Eukaryota; Metazoa; Chordata; Aves; Passeriformes; Fringillidae
Gene: PARD6A
Product: par-6 family cell polarity regulator alpha
Exons: 3
Coding region: 29-1102 (357 amino acids)
Biological process (GO): centrosome cycle; establishment or maintenance of cell polarity; regulation of cellular localization
Cellular component (GO): nucleus; cell cortex; apical plasma membrane
Molecular function (GO): protein kinase C binding
Source: RefSeq, a predicted model, not a curated record